AUGGCAAAACCAGUUUCAUUCAAGAAUGGAAGCCGUGCGGGCGCUAAGAGAUAUGAUACCAGCAACUUGGACCUGCGCUUCUCGGCCCAGACCACUCCCAGUGGCGAUGUUGAGGGCGAAAACAACAGCAUCGAUGACAUGGACCAGGACGAUUACGAUGCAAUUCAGGAGUUCCGAGCCUUGCGCCAACACGACCGCCUAGCAGAGUCAUCUUACUCUCGUUUCGAGGUGGAGGGUUUCCGACAACAGAUUGCGGCCAAGAAGAAGCAGCUCCACAAACAGCUCUGGGCGGCCGAACAGCGACAACAGCUACGACAGCGAAUCAAAGUAGCUGGGAACAACGGAAUGCUCUCCCGUCAGAACACGAUUUCGUUCACGACGGUGACGGACCCGACAGCCCGACAUCUUGCCGAAUGUGACGCGCAUUGUCACAGUGUGUUAUCUUGUGGCACCGAGACAGCGCCUGAAUACCAUGGCACCCAGCAGAUCGUCUCUCCAGACCAUGCAAGUUAA
Linnemannia hyalina is the source of this 513-nucleotide messenger RNA. NCBI's taxonomy places the organism in Eukaryota, Fungi, Mortierellomycota, Mortierellomycetes, Mortierellales, Mortierellaceae. The record is from the annotation of a GenBank genome assembly.